AUGGUUAUUUUUGGGAAAACUGGAGUUGGGAAAAGUGCAACAGGAAACACCAUCUUAAUGGAGAAGGUUUUUCAAUCAUCACUUUCUGUUUCCUCAGUGACAAAAGUGUGUAAGAGAGAAUCAGGGAAGGUUGAGGACCAAAAACUGGAGGUUAUUGAUACUCCAGGUCUGUUUAACACCGAGCUGAGUGAAGAGCAGGUGAAGGCGGAAAUCGCUAAGUGCGUCAUGUACGCUUCUCCUGGACCUCAUGUGUUCCUGAUCAUCCUCAGGCCAGACAGAUUCACUAAAGAAGAAGAAGAUACAGUGAAAAUCCUUCAGAAGCUGUUUGGAGAACAGGCUGCAUGUUACACCAUGGCCCUGUUCACCCGUGGAGACGAUCUGGAGGCAGACAACGUCUCCAUAGAAACCGUCAUUGGUAAAAAUAAGGUUCUCAGCGACUUCCUCAAGCAGUGCAAAGGAGCAUACCAUGUUUUUAACAACAGAAAGGUAGAUCCUGUUCAGGUCCGUGAGCUGCUGGAGAAGAUCAAAACAAUGGUUGAGGGAAAUGGAGGAAGCUACUUCACCAACGAGAUGUUCCAAGAGGCUGAGAAAUCCGUUCAAAAGAAGGAUAAACCACAGAAAGACCGGGAUGACAGGAGGCUGAAAAAAGAGAAGCAGGCCAAGAUGAAGCUGCAGGGGGCGCUAGAUUGUGAGUGGAGGAGGAGAGAGCGCUCAAACACUCAACCCCCGUCACAGGUGAACAGAUUCCUUCUCUUCAUAUCGUUUGUAAAACAGCAUGGCGGCCUGCAUCGAGAGGACCGGCUCCAGAUUUAA
This is a messenger RNA of Limanda limanda (common dab), 813 nucleotides long. Its product is annotated as GTPase IMAP family member 9-like. Bases 1 to 813 code for a protein of 270 amino acids. The record is from RefSeq and is a predicted model, not a curated record. Lineage: Eukaryota; Metazoa; Chordata; Actinopteri; Pleuronectiformes; Pleuronectidae. Gene Ontology annotation, molecular function: GTP binding. The transcript is spliced from 2 exons.